Messenger RNA from Trichoderma gamsii, 960 nucleotides. RefSeq lists its product as hypothetical. The transcript is spliced from 6 exons. Lineage: Eukaryota; Fungi; Ascomycota; Sordariomycetes; Hypocreales; Hypocreaceae. Bases 1 to 960 code for a protein of 319 amino acids. The record is from RefSeq and is a predicted model, not a curated record.
AUGGAGUCAGCGCCUCUACUCGUCGACAGGGAUCGCUCAGGCGUUCUACAGGACCAUCCUGUAUUCCUCCGCGCCAGCCAUUCUCCCUGGUACUGGAUCCCGCAAAACGCGCUCGUCUUCUUCCGUGGCCUCAUCCUUGCCUACCUGAUUGCCACCGGCUGCAUGAUUCUGAACUUUGAGCUGACUGAUUCGACUCUAACCAAUGCUCGACUUUGGUUCGACUUUGCCAUCAUCAGCUAUGUCAUGGUUUUUAUUUACCACUUCAUGACGUUUUGCUGGACUUUCACCCAUUUGUAUUUUCCUGAUCGGGAUGAAGUAGAUGGAAGUUUUGAGUGGCUCAUCAUCAACUUCAUGUCUUUGCCCCGAAACCUGGCCAGCCUGCGCAAGCAAUUUUACUUUUCUCUGUAUUACACGACUACGGUCGUCUUUGCCUUUAUGAAUACAGUAAUCUACUGGUUCAUUACACGACCGCACAAGUUUUCGACGGCACCGGGCAGCGAUCCUAAUCCUGACGACGGGUCAAGCGACGAAGAGCUUUGGUCUGGAGGAAAAGUUCGAGCUUCAGCUGAACCAUUCAGUGACAUUUUUGGCAAAGGGUGGUUCGCGACCUAUUGCAUUCUCAACUUGUUUUUGGUCGUGUCAGUUAUCAUGGUCAUUGAGAUAUUCUGGCUCAACAGUAUCAAACGGCCAUUUUCCGCCGGCGCUCACAUCUUUAGUCUCCUCGUAUUCGCUGGUCUCUUCCUCGGCUGGGCCGCCAUCGGACAUGCAGCCACAAACGUGUACUCGUUCUUCUGGCUCGACGAGGCCCAGGUUGGCUCCCAAGAAGCGGUGGUGGCAUACUGCAUCGGCUUUGUGCUUCUGGCUCCCAUCUGUUUCGUCUUCAUGCAGGGCUUCAUUGGCCUCCGAGAGUCUUUCACUCGACCCCGCGUCAUUCUACAAGAAGCCCCGCUAGGGGCCUAG